Molecule: messenger RNA, 552 nt
Organism: Lasiodiplodia theobromae
Lineage: Eukaryota; Fungi; Ascomycota; Dothideomycetes; Botryosphaeriales; Botryosphaeriaceae
Product: Mitochondrial inner membrane protease
Exons: 2
Coding region: 1-552 (183 amino acids)
Cellular component (GO): membrane; mitochondrial inner membrane peptidase complex
Molecular function (GO): serine-type endopeptidase activity
Source: RefSeq, a predicted model, not a curated record
AUGCCACUCCCCCGCCUCCCCCGCAUCCGCUUCGGCAGCCUGCCGCUCACGGCGGGCCAAGUCGUGUUCCACACGCUGGCGUGCGGCGCGAUGCUGCACGCCUUCUUCAGCUUCGGGUGGACGGUCAAGCCGACGUGGGGCGCGUCGAUGGUGCCGACGAUACAGGUGCUGGGCGACUGCGUGCUGAUCAGCAAGCACUACCGACGCGGCAAGAACAUCGUCGUCGGCGACGUCGUCAACUACGAGAACCCGUUCAAGCUGGGGUCGGGCGUUAUCAAGAGGGUGAUUGGUAUGCCGGGGGAUUUUGUGUUGAGAGAUACGCCGCAUGCGGAGGGGAGUGAGGGGAUGAUGAUACAGGUUCCCGAAGGCCACUGCUGGGUGACGGGCGACAAUUUGCCCGUCUCGCGCGACUCGAGACUCCAUGGACCCGUGCCGCUGGCGCUGAUAAGAGGCAAAGUGGUUGCUCGGGUGCUGCCGUUCAGCCAGGCCGGCUGGUUCGAGAACACGUUGACGGAGCCGAUGGAGAUAGGGGAUAUGGACGAGCUGGAUUGA